ACAGCUGAUAGCAUUCCGUGGACAUGAUGAAAUGAGCGUGUCGCUUCCAACCUCUUCUUCUUACAUCACUCUUUAAAAGACGGCUCGACGUACGACGAACGCUCGGAAUCGUGACAGCUUGUUCCGUGCACGUGUCGCACGGUAAAAUUACAUCGUUCGUUCUACAUGCGGUGUCGCACCUUCUUCUCGUAACAACAUGAAAAUCUGGACAUCGGAGCACACCUUUGAUCAUCCUUGGGAGACCGUAGCACAAGCCGCAUGGAGGAAAUAUCCGAAUCCUAUGGUUCCAUCAGUUAUUGGAGCUGAUGUUAUAGAUAGAAAAGUGGUCGAUGGUGUUCUUCACACUCACAGACUUGUUGUCUCUAGUCACUGGGGCUUUCCUAAAUGGACGCAAGCGUUAAUCGGCUACGCGAACUUGUGUUAUGCGAGCGAACGCAGCGAGGUCGACCCAGUGAACAGAGAAAUGGUUCUCAGGACGCAUAACUUGACUUUCGGCAAUUACAUCGCCGUAGACGAAGCAGUCAGAUACACACCCCACCCGGAGGAUCCUGGCAAGACGCUGCUCACGCAGGAGGCGGUAGUCACCGUCCGGGGGGUGCCACUGACCAACUACAUGGAGGAUCUCUUAACUUCGAAAAUUUCUUUCAAUGCCAGCAAAGGUCGGCAAGGGUUGGAAUGGGUGAUCAACAAACUCGAAUCCGAGAUGAAGGAGUUUGCCUGAAAGGCCUCGCCGCCGUCGCGAAACUUCCGAACUGCCGCUAUCAGCACAACACGAGAGAGCGCCGGUGGGGAGCGGCAACUUCUAGAUCGAACGAUUACGCGGAUCAGAAGAACAUUAACGUCCCGGUCUUCGUCAGAAACGAGCAGAUGAUUCGCCGCGGGCCACGUAGAUCGCCUAAUUGAAUUUUGCGGAACUUGUUACUAGGGACGGUUUAUAGGGACGGACGCUUCCUUUGAGAGGGAUGAUUGCCCUCGCAACCACACCACCGGGUCCAGGCCUGCAAGCAUCUGUCGAACGUACGGGCGUAAUAACACGACUGAUGUAGACAUAUGAAAACGCGUAGGUUUAAUUUACGGUGCGUCCGGUCCGAUAGAAUGAAUAAGCAGCGGCUAUCUCGGCGUUUUAACCGUGCACUCACGUACCAUCUCGGUCGGUCGACUAUGCGAACUCACGACGAGUGGUCAACGCCGAUGUAGCACGGUGGAACUAUUAUACUCGGCCAAUUUUGAUACGUGGACGUCCUCGGUCACGAUUUACAAGAGGAUUUACGAACGAAUACAAUCUGUAUGCUGUACCUUGUUUUACGAAAGUUCACGUUACGAAAUCUUUUCAUAA
Dinoponera quadriceps is the source of this 1336-nucleotide messenger RNA. RefSeq names its product protein slowmo (gene slmo). Gene Ontology annotation, cellular component: mitochondrial intermembrane space. NCBI's taxonomy places the organism in Eukaryota, Metazoa, Arthropoda, Insecta, Hymenoptera, Formicidae. The record is from RefSeq and is a predicted model, not a curated record. Gene Ontology annotation, biological process: phospholipid transport. Gene Ontology annotation, molecular function: phosphatidic acid transfer activity. The transcript is spliced from 5 exons. The coding region runs from base 197 to 721 and encodes 174 amino acids.